Messenger RNA from Cooperia oncophora, 642 nucleotides. NCBI's taxonomy places the organism in Eukaryota, Metazoa, Nematoda, Chromadorea, Rhabditida, Trichostrongylidae. The record is from the annotation of a GenBank genome assembly.
CAAAGUUUCUCAGCAACUAUCAAUAACAAUGUAAACGAAAUCAACUUUUCCAGAUGCUACGGAUCAUUCUUCUGCGCUGACGAUCAAAAAGCGUCUCGUACGGACUCUCUUGAACAUGAAUGGGUUGAUCUGGUGCAAAACACACGGUAUACCGGGCAGAUGUAUUGGGGAGAGCUGCCGCUAUCAUUUGCCGCCUGCACUAAUAACCAGGAUGAUAUAUGUAGCAUCAAAACAAUACGGUUCUACGAAACAUUGCCACACAGGACUGUUUCCGACUUUCUGAGAGCCUUUCGAGCCGAUCCCAACAAGGCUGAUACCAACGGUAACACCGUCCUUCAUCUCACUGUCAUUCACGACCUGCCUGAGAUGUUCACUUUGGCUUACAACAGCGGCGCUUCGCUGAGUAUUCGAAACAAUCUCAAGUUGACUCCACUCGCACUGGCCGCAAGGCUAGCCAAACAAACGAAGCGGUAUCCGCUGGUGGAAAUCGACAGCAUUCGUGAAGAAGAUGGUGGUCUCAACCCGUGCUCAGUGCUCGCAAACGUUGUCUAUGGGGACAAAAGCAGUCAUCUCGACUUCUUCGAUGGACUGUUGGAGGAACUUCUCGAAAGGAAAUGGGAGGCUUUUGCAAAACGAAGGUAA